UUUCCUCCUCUGCCCUCUGACCCUUGAACCCUGACCCAGGAUGAGCUGGCUGAGCCGCCUGACCCCCCGCGGGCCCGGGACCCGGUCCAAUCGAAACGGCGCCCCCUCCAGCCCCGUCACGGCCGACCCCGAGACCUGCCUCAUGGUGUUCGAGAACCACUGGAGACAGGUGUCCUGGGUGCUGGAGCAGCGGGACCCCCCGGGGCCGGGGGCGGGCGACGACCUGACGGCGGUGCGCAACCACACGGACCAGAUGCUGUGCCUGCUGGCGGAGGAGCGCCCGGGGGCGGGCGGCGGCGGCGGUGGCGGCGGCCCCCCCGCGGGCCCCAUCCUGCAGCUGGUGGCGGCGGAGAACAUCCUGGACCGGCUGGUGCAGUGGCACCUGCGGCGCGGCCUGGACCCCGACAGCCAGGGGGCGCUGCUCAAGCUCUUCGAGAUGCUGAUCGGCCGCUCCCAGCAGCCCCUGCUCCAGCACGCGGCCGUGCUGCAGCCGCUGCUGUGCCUGCUCGGCACGUGCGCCGACCCGCAGCUGGGCUGCCCGCCGGCGGUGGAGGGCAGCCUGGUGCUGCUGCUCAACCAGGUGUGCGUGUCCAUGGCCCGGCAGCCGGCCAUCCUGGAGCUGCUGUUCCGCGCCGCCCCCGCCCAGCAGGGCCCCACCAACCUGCUCAUCUUCUCCCUGCUGGUGCCCUUCAUCCACCGCGACGGCGCCAUCGGCCAGCAGGCCCGCGACGCCCUGCUCCUCGUCAUGGCCACCUCCGCCGACAACCAGGCCAUGGCACGCUACAUCACGGAGAACUCCUACUUCUGCCCGGUGCUGGCCACAGGCCUGAGCGCCCUGUACUCGUCCCUGCCGCGGAAGAUCGAGGUGCACGGGGACGACUGGCACGCCCUGCGGCGGGAGGACUGGAUGGGCGUGUCCUCGCUGGUGCUCUUCAUGAACUCGCUGGAGUUCUGCAACGCCGUCAUACAGGUGUCCCACCCCCUGGUCCGCAGCCAGCUGGUGGAUUACGUCCACAACGGCUUCCUGGUGCCGGUGAUGGGACCCGCCCUGCACAAGUCCUCUGUUGAGGAGAUGAUCGCUAGCACGGCCUACCUGGACCUGUUCCUGCGCAGCGUCACGGAGACCGCCCUGCUCAAAACCUUCCUGCGCUUCAUCCUGCUGCAUCGCCACGACAACGACACCAUCCUCGACACCCUGCUCACGCGCAUCAGCAGCAACUCUCGGCUGUGCAUGGUGUCUCUCGGCCUGUUCCGAACGCUGCUGGCUCUCAACUGUGAAGACCUCAUGCUGCAGCUUGUGCUCAGGUAUCUGCUCCCCUGCACCCACGUCAUGCUGAGCCAGAGACGCGCUGUCAGGGAGACGGACAUCUACGGCAAGUCGGCCGACAAGUUCCUCUCCCUCAUCCCGGAGUGCUGCCACGUCGACACAGCGCCCUCUGGUGACCGGGAGGACGACCCCUCUUUUUGGGGGAAAGUCCCAGGUAGUCCCAGCACGGAGUCGCCCGUCCACCACAGACCCAGCACCCCAUCCCGCCUGGCCCUCUUCAUCCGGCAGCAGAGCGGCGGAGGGGGGGUGACCUCCUCCUCCGGCCCCGAGGUGGCCCCGGGUUCCCCCAGGGGGGGCCCGAGCACCCCUCUGUCCCCAGACAGCCCCAUGCACCAGGCCGCGGAGGGGCCGGAGUGGGAGUUGGGUUACCUGGAGUACCUGCGGGACGCGAGGAGGGGGAUCGAGCUGUGUGCCUGGGGCUGCAGGGAUUGGUCUGCUCCAUACGACGGGGAGGACCCCUCGCCUAACUCCGCCCCCGUUCCCCCUCCCCCAGCCACCGCCAGCCCCGCCCUCAGCAUGGUCCCGGAGCAUUUCUCGCUGCAGCCGGGCGUUGCGGACCCCGGCCAGCAGAGGGCGGCGGCGUCAUCCCGCUCGGAGUGGGGCAGCUCCGACCGGGACAGCGGCGAGUGGGACGUCACCAUCAGCAAGAACUGCAUCAGCCUCACCCCCCGCACCAAGAAGCGCAGCCUCCAGAGGGAGGCGCCCCUCAAGCACGCGCCCCUGCCCCCCUCUUGCCCCCUCCCAGCUCCGUCCCUGGCCCCUCAGGCGUCCCUCCCCCAGGGGGUGCCCCAGGGACAGCAGGCCCUCUUCAACGGGGCGGCGCGGGGAGGGGCGUGUCCUGACGGGCAGGACGCGGGGAUGGAGGUGAAGAAGGUAAAGAGGGACUCGGGGGGAGGCGGGCCCUCCGUGGAGGCGGGGCAGAACGGCAGCGUGGGGGUGUGCCCCCCAGACCCCUGCUGCCCUUUACGGGGGGCGCACGGCGAGGGGGGCGCGGCCACAGUGCAGCAGCAGCAGCAGGUUCUACCUCAGGGGACUCACAGCCAAUCAGCAGCCAACCAACCGCAACCACCGCCGCUGUCCUCAGUAAGCGAGACGAACUCCAGCGAGAGCCUGGAGCCCGCCCCCAGCCUGGUCCCGGGCCCCCCGGAGCCCACAGCGGCCGGCGGGGGGCUGGAGUCGGUGGAGAGCCUGAUCGAGGAGCUGCUGGAGCGGGCGCCGGCGGGGCCGCAGGCCGGGGACGGCAGCAUGCAGGGCAUCAGCAUUGAGGCCUUCCACCAGGAGCUGCGCGAGCUGGAGGAGCGCGUGAGGGAGAGGAGGGCGGCGGCCGGCGGCCAGGAGGAGAGCCCCCGGGACCUCUCCGGCGCCUCCGACGGGCACGAGGAUGACCGGCCGCCCUCCCCGCUGGACUCCGAGCUCAGCGCGGCCGAGCCCAAACAGGAGAACUCCUCCCUGGGAGUGCUGAGCCCCGCCCGCCCCCUGGGACAGGCCCUCGCCCAGCCUUACACAGGUCCCUUUGUGACGGUUCUGUUUGCCAAGCUGGAGAGCAUGCUCCAGAACUCUCUGUACGUCAACAUCCUGCUGACCGGCAUCCUGGCACAGCUGGCCUGCUACCCCCAGCCCCUGCUCCGCUCCUUCCUGCUCAACACCAACAUGGUCUUUCAGCCCAGCGUCAAGUCGCUCAUCCAGGUUCUGGGGUCGGUGAAGAACCGGAUCGAGGCGUUCGCCGCCACCCAGGAGGACUUCCCGGCCAUGCUGAGGAAGGCCCGGCGGUACCUGGUGGCCCGGGGCAAGCUGGACUGGAGCGACUCGCCCGUGGGCGUGCCCACCCUGCGGCGCUCGGACUCGCUGGUGAAGAGCCGGAAGCCGUCCCUGGGGGACCUGAUCCUGCGGCACACCCAGAGCCCGACGCGGGCGCGGCAGGCGGCGCAGCUGGCCCUGGCCCACGUGCGGGACGGGGGCCAGUCGCUGCACAGCGCCCUGUUCCGCGGCGGGGCCGGGGGCGGCGGCGGCUCGGGCCUGGAGAAGCAGGCGGAGGCGCUGCGCGUGAAGAACGCCGUCUACAGCGCCGUCGUCUUCACCGAGUUCCUCAAGGAGCUGGCCGCCCUGGCGCAGGAGCACGCCGUCGCAAUGCCCUUCCCCCGCAGCCAGGGGGCGGAAGAGUGAGCCUGUCGGCCAGCGGGGGGCAGUCUGGAGCUUUUCGAAUCCCUCUUGUAAAGACAUGUAUAUACGUGUUACGGAUCACUGUACAGUUUCAGGAAAUUGUGCAUAAAGUGUAUAUAAUAUUUAUGUGUACAUACACACGAAAGCUCAGUGACAACCAAGUUUGGGAGAGAGGCCUGUGUUUACACGCACCACUGUUGAAGGAGGGUUAUGAUCUAAGGAGUCCACCUCUUACAGCCACAGUGCAAUGCACUCUACAGGUGUGAUUUUUGGGUUGAGGGGUCGAGAACCCGUGACCAGGCGGUGACCAGGGUUCAGCGCACCCCAGCUGUCAGUCUCAGCUCCCUCCCCAAAACCUGACACGUGUGAGUGCUUGGUGGAGAUAGUCCAACACUGGACUGUCACUGCCUGGGCGUCCCUGUCAUGGGACACAUCAGUGUCAUUUUAUCUCAGUGUUUGCCUUUUUAAUUUAGUGUUUUACAAUCUCUUUGUUUUAAAAUGUGUAACUUUAAGACAUAUCAAUGCCAAGAGGGAUAUGCUUAGCAUAAAUCGCUCUGUCUGGUCCAAUCAUCUAUGGUGUUAAAGGGUAGCCUGACUGUAGUAUUUGUCUGCCAUAGGAUACGGUUGUUGGGGAUUCACAGUUGGUUGCUGUGGCUUGUGUUUGUUGAGUAUUCAAGGUCCAUUUUUGAGGAAGAGAGAUGUCGGGGGAACUCUCUAAAACUAGCAUUGAGGACGCCAUAAAGAGUGUGUGUACCCUGAUUGUCUCUAAACUGCAAAUCUAAAUUAAACAAUACUUGUGGCCCAAGCUACUACUUACCCAAUGCUAGCCAACCUAAGCUGAGCAAAUAAGUCCUGACUUGCACAGAAACUCCUCCCUUGAACCAGUGCCGUUGGUAAUCCUGGAUGACAGGAAGUCGGUGGCAGUUUCUGACAUCUGGAAUACUGGGCAUUCUAAUGAAUACUCCUUGUUUGGCAGGUGCUGGUGAAUCCCACCCUAAAACAAGAAUUCUCACAGUGAUUGGCAUUAUGAUGCUACAGGAGUCUAAUGGAACUUGAACAGAUCUAGUGAAAUUCACAAAAUUAAGUCUUGUGCACCACUUGUGUCUUUUUUCAGUGAGAACAAAAGAAAGCUUAUGGUGAAGAACAGCAAAUAGAGUUUUAUGAGUUUCCCCCAUGGGGUUUUUGUGGCAUUCUCUUGCAUCAUUUUCAUUGGUUCCUUUAUAAUCUCUGUUCUCUUCUUAAAUAUCCUCUUAAAUUCCGUCCAGCGCAACAGAGUCCCCAGCCUAGCUAGUGCAGAGCUACAGUUCGAAUCUCAGUGCCCGGUUUGAUCAAUCUGUCUGUCUCAGACCCCAGAGUGGUCUAUAAAAGCGCAGGGUGACGUAGCCGUUCCCACACACGAUGGUUUGGCGACGUCUAUCUCCACGUGUCUGAAUUAGCAUAAACCAUUGUCUUGUAAUGCGUGCCUUUCCAGCACUGGGACGUGGACGUGUUUAAGGAGCUGAUACUGACUCCCUCUCCUGUUCCCACGCCCACCAGCCCCCGUCAGGGCCGAUUAAAACUGAUGCUGGAGAGGAACAGCGCAGUGUGGGCGAUGCUGCUGGGUUGACUUCCUCUCACAGAUGAAGCCAGCGGUGCUUUCUUGGGGGCUGUCUGUCAGUGACAGUGAGGAGCAAGGCUCACUCUGUUCUGUAGACUACAGAAUCAACCUGCUGGCUUGGUAUUAAUGUUUCCUAUUGGUAUUGGUUUUGUUCUUUUUUUGCCGUUGUUUGAAUAUUAUGCCAUGCCAGGACACUUUAAUUUGAAUUAUUGUCCGAAGAAGUUCUCCCUAAACUUUAAAGACUGCCUUGCCGUUAGUUGAACUGAAAGAGCUUCUACAGUUUUGCCAAUCAUAACACAAGUGCACAGACAAUUUACUGAAUAAUGGGAAAACAUUUACUUUCUCUUUUUUUCUUUUUGUAGUAAUAUGAGGGAAAAACUAGGAUCUGCAUACCAGAGCCAUUUAAUUACGCCAUUGAUUUGUUUUACAAGCCAUAUGAGUUUGAUGCCAGUCUUCCUUUUUUAGGGAUCUUAAAAUGCGUGUUCUCAAAUCCUCCGAUUAUUUUAAUUUUUAUGUCAUUUUGAGAGCGUAGUACCUCAAAUUCAACAGAAUUGAAGAUCGUAACAGAAAAUCGUAACGGAGGGUCCAUCAGCGAGGAGGGAGAGUGAGUGCUGAGCAUUCUGGGAGGAAUGUGCCCCUGAGUGCUCCCUCUAACCAUUACUCCGUCCUUCACUGAAAUAGGACAAAUCCCUCUGUUUUUAGCCGUAGGGAGGCGAGGGGAAAAUAAUGAGCAAUUUCCUUAUAGAAUUUGUUAUGUUGCAUCUCCUAAUGUUGAAAGGAUUUCUUUAGUGUUUCAUUCAGUUUAUACAUCGUUUUUUUUUAAUACCUAAUCAGUGCCCGAUUUUGGUUUUAAUUGUUUUUAUUUAUAGUGUGCUACAAAGGCAGUAUUAGAUUCCAGAAGCACAGGGGAUUUUUAAUAUUGCAGCCAGUGCAGAACUGAAACGCUGACAUCACAACACCACACAAGGCACUCCAUUGGUUUAGACGGCUGUCCCCCAUCAGUUAACUCUGGGAGUUUGUCGGCCUGGUCCAAUGGAUGGUUACAACAGAAAAAUCAGGAUUGCUGUUGAACAUAAGGUUGGAAAGCCCACUUUUUUCAGCUUCUUUCAUCUACCAGUAACAUGCAGUUUUGGGAUGGGGAAUUGUGGGAGUUUACUGUGCUUCAGGAGGGGAUCUCUUCUCAUUAAGACACAGUUUUGGCAUGGGGGCUCAUUUUGUAAUUGAAUAUCCUAAAAGGUGACAGAACUAUCACCACACUGUUUUACCUCAAAUACCACUGAAGGCACACGAAUCCACACAUUCAUUUUAGCCGGUAACAAUAUUCAUUCGUGUAUACAUGUAAUUGUAUUAUAUUUAGCACAAACAAAAUAAUAUGGUAAUUAUGGGUAAAGUUGUCUUUGUGGGCUUUGAGGUGGACGGGGAAAGGGGGGGGCGCACGGUGUUGAUGUAAAAAUACUGUAUGUGCAGCAAUGAAGCUGCACCUUUGAGUGUGUCCUGAUCUUUCACAUUGUGUGAUUGGUGCUGUCAGCGUGCUUCCCUCAGGGUGUCUGUCUCCCUGGUAUUUGUCAGGUGGCCGUCUUUCCUGGACACCCAUCUCUCACCGUCUCUCUCUAAGCAAACUCUGUUUUCCCCUAGUGAAAGUGUCUGAGGAUUGCAGCAGAUUGGUCUGCACUGUCAGGGUGAAGGUGGCCGCUAAGCUCAUAGGAUGUGGCCGUCGUCUGGCCUUUGUGCGGCCCACCAUAGGAUGCAGUUUGGGCUUUGUCUGUAUUUUUGUGCUGUUAGAAUCCUCCCUGACAUGAGCAGUUUCCCAAAAUCCUUUGAGUUUUGGGUUCAUCCAAGUUUAUUCUUAUAUUUGAUACGUGUGUCAGUCUGAAGCAUGUUAAGGUUAGGUACACUGUGCAUGUAUUUGUUUGUCUCUCAAAGAAAUACUAAAUGUAAGAACAACAUUACCCUGAGAGCAGCUUCAUACCUUACCUUUAACUGCACAUAGAGAGGCAAAAAAUGCUAAAAUACAUGUAGGGAAAAUUCACAUCGCCAGUAAAUAAACUUGAUCAGUAUCUGUAAUUAUUUGUUUGGAAUCCUGUGCCAAAUCUGUAAUAUGAAUAGAUAGGGGUACACAACAUAAAACAUUGAUGUUGUAUGUGGGUCAAUAUAAUUUUCAUUGUAAACAGUAGCCAGUAGAGG
Molecule: messenger RNA, 7268 nt
Organism: Megalops cyprinoides (Indo-Pacific tarpon)
Lineage: Eukaryota; Metazoa; Chordata; Actinopteri; Elopiformes; Megalopidae
Product: FTS and Hook-interacting protein homolog
Exons: 10
Coding region: 41-3490 (1149 amino acids)
Biological process (GO): early endosome to late endosome transport; endosome to lysosome transport; endosome organization
Cellular component (GO): FHF complex
Source: RefSeq, a predicted model, not a curated record